Penicillium crustosum is the source of this 1575-nucleotide messenger RNA. Its product is annotated as putative pH signal transduction protein PalI. Lineage: Eukaryota; Fungi; Ascomycota; Eurotiomycetes; Eurotiales; Aspergillaceae. The transcript is spliced from 5 exons. Gene Ontology annotation, cellular component: growing cell tip; cell division site; plasma membrane. Bases 1 to 1575 code for a protein of 524 amino acids. The record is from RefSeq and is a predicted model, not a curated record.
AUGUUGCUCAAGCCUGCGACACCCCUCACCAUCUUGCUGCUGAUCGCAUUUGCGCUUUUGCUACUCUCAUGUCUUUCCACUCCUAUUGUUAAGGGGAUUCCUCUAGCAACUUUCAAAGAUGUCGAUUAUGGUGUCUUUGGAUAUUGCAAGGGUAACACCUGCACCAAUAUCCAUGUGGGAUACACGAGCAAUGAUAUAAGUAGCACCGGCGAUGAUUUUAAUCUCCCUUCCGGUACUCGAAAGUCACUAUCCGCGAUCCUCAUCAUCCACCCAGUCGCUGCCUUCCUGACCCUCAUCUGCCUCUGCCUGGCGAUCGCGGCCCACUUCCAUGCGCCCUCCCACUCGCCGCGCUUCCUGUUGGCGCUUCUUAUCUUGUUGUUGCCAACCCUCCUCGUGACUCUCCUCGCAUUCCUUGUCGAUAUCUUGCUCUUUGUGCCACAUUUAGGAUGGGGUGGUUGGAUUGUGCUGGUCGCGACCAUCAUCCUCACGUCUUGCGGAGUCGUCACCUGCGCUAUGCGCCGAACCCUUGUCAGCAGGAAGGCAAGGAAGCGCCGGAUCGCGGAAAAUGCCGAGAUGAGUGGAGAGAACUAUUACAACCGACAGAAUGGUACUGCGGCUGUGGCUGCAGCUCCUGUUCCGGCCCCUGUCGAGCCCAAGGAAGCCUUUGUGUCGAACUCUCUCAACUCCGAUUCGGGCCCAACGUUCGCAUCCUUCCACACAGAUACACGUGACAGUGAUGACGAUCGCACACCCCUCAACUCGCGGACACCAAUGAGCGAUAUCCCAGCACCCCCGGACCAUCGCGGUGCCCCCUAUGGCGCUGCGCAAGAUGAAUUUGCCAACAUCCCGCCUCAGGGACCGGUAUGGGCUCUCGAAGAGGAGGAGCGCCACCUGGCUUCAACGGACGCGGGCGGGGUGGAUAUCCCCCCCCGUGGUGGACGCGGAGGACCUUACAUGGGACCUCCUCGCGGUCCUUCCCCCGGCUCCCGGGGUGGAUACAUGGGGCCAAUGCCAGGUCGUGGAGGUCGCGGUGGAAUGGUGCCGCCGCGAGGACCCCAAAUCGGCUAUGGACCCAGUUCAGGCGGCCCCAACCGCGGUUUGGACGCAUACGGUCGAUCUGUGUCGCCUCCCACCGACGACCCUUAUAACUAUGGACCGCCGGGUCAGAUGCGCCAGCCAUCUCCCGGGCCCAUCGGCAUGGCCGUGUCACCGGAGACGGUAGGUCAAGCCAUUGAGAUGACUCCGCAACAUCGGCCGCAGUACGAUAUGCAUGAGUCCAUUCAGCCAAUGAGCAGCGUACCACAGACGCUGUCAGCUGAGAUCAACAGCCCCGUCCCUGAAAGCCCGACAAGCAUGUACAGUCGACCUGGCUCUUACGUUCCCCCUCGCUCGGGCUGGAGUGCAAAUGAUCCUCGUACAUCCCCGCGUCCGCCGGGGCAAUCUCAGCAACCUAACAACGCCGGAUCCAACUACUAUGAAGACGUGGAUCCCCGCUUCGCUCGUCGACCAUCACCCCCCAAUGACUCUGCUAUCCCAUCCUCUCUAACGCCUGGAGCUGGAGGAGGUCACUUUUAA